Penicillium psychrosexuale is the source of this 1869-nucleotide messenger RNA. Its product is annotated as GPI-anchored transamidase subunit GAA1. Gene Ontology annotation, biological process: attachment of GPI anchor to protein. Bases 1 to 1869 code for a protein of 622 amino acids. The record is from RefSeq and is a predicted model, not a curated record. Lineage: Eukaryota; Fungi; Ascomycota; Eurotiomycetes; Eurotiales; Aspergillaceae. The transcript is spliced from 4 exons. Gene Ontology annotation, cellular component: GPI-anchor transamidase complex; membrane.
AUGCCAGCUGCAAUCCGCAACUUGCGGAAUAACCCCAACCUCCUCUAUGUUCGCCUCCCGAAUCUCGUAUCCUUCAUCUGCAUAGUCGUCGGUGUCGUCUGGCUACUUCUCCUCCCUCUGAACGAGUACUCCCGACAAACCUACAUCUCCGAGAAUGCGCUCCUGCCGGGCCAAGUCCAUGCGUAUUUCACGGGAAGCGAGCAGAACAUCUUCCGAGGUUAUAAGAAAGAAUUGGAAGGAUUGUUGAAUGAUGGACAGGCGAGAGGCGGCCAAAAAGACGAGGCGGAAGUGACAGCGGCGCUCUCGGACAAGUUGCAGUCAAUCUUACAAGCGGCGGGCCUUAAAGUUGCCACGCAAAAAUACGAAUACACCUCCGCUGGGAUUACGCACCAGGGAGAGAAUACUUAUGCCAUUAUCCAUGCGCCGCGCGGUGAUGCCACGGAGGCGAUUGUGCUGGUUGCGCCGUGGAAGACGGCUGAUGAUGAGCUGAACCUGAAUGGUGUCACUCUUGCCUUGACAUUGGCAAGAUACUUCAAGAGAUGGUCGUUAUGGUCCAAGGAUAUCAUCUUCUUAAUUCCUCCGGACAGUAAGACUGGCACUCAGGCUUGGAUCGAUGCCUACCACGAUAUGCACCCGGCUUCGGUGCAGCCACUUCCUUUGAAGAGUGGAGCAUUGCAAGGUGCACUAGUUAUCGAAUACCCAUUCGAGCACCGGUUCCAGACGCUCCAUAUUGUAUAUGACGGAGUCAAUGGCCAACUCCCCAACCUCGACCUGUUCAACACGGCUGUGGCCAUUGCAGGUGGUCAAAUGGGCAUCGGGGCCAAUCUACAGGAAAUGUGGGGUCACGACGACAGCUACGAGCAUCGUCUACAGACCAUGUUCCGCGGUAUGACCAAGCAGGGUCUCGGGUAUGCCACCGGCGCACACAGCAGCUUCAUGCCGUACCAUAUCGACGCUAUCACACUGCAGACCAAGGGCGAGGGAUGGGAGGAUGAGAUGGCCCUGGGCCGGACGAUUGAGUCUCUUUGUCGCAGCUUGAACAACUUGCUAGAGCACCUGCACCAGAGCUUUUUCUUCUACCUGCUCAUGCAGUCCAACCGUUUUGUCAGCAUUGGAACCUACUUGCCCAGCGCGAUGCUGAUCGCUGGAAACUUCACCAUCAUGGCAAUUGCUCUCUGGAUACGUACUGGGUACUACCCGGAAAGCAAGCCAAGUGCUAAACCAAAGAAAGAGAAGGCACCCACCGAAGAGAAGGAGACGGAUACUAUUGUCGAAAGGAAUACUAUCGCAGAACGAUACCUUGCUUUACCACUCUCGCUUGUUGUCGGACUCCAUCUACUCGGCCUUGUCCCGCUCUGGGUCUUUAAUAAUGUCUUCCACCAGUACUUCACAACUACCACCUACAUAUUUGUGGUCGUGGACAUCAUCCUCCCCCUUCUCCUCGCCGCAAUUCUCUCCAACGGCCUCGGUGUAUCAAAACCAAUCAUCCCGCAACAGUACCACCUUAUAAAAUCCUUCUCCCUCCUCCUACUGGGUCUCUCCCUCUCAACCCUCGCCACCCUCAACUUCUCCCUUUCAUUCAUGAUCGGUCUUCUCUGCGCGCCACUUAGCUUCAUCCCUCGCCUGCGAGGCUCCGUGCCAUUCCGCUUGGCAACCUCCAGUCUGGGUCUGGUGCUUCUCAACCUCGUCUCCCCGCCAGCUGUUCUCCUUGGCGUCUGCUGGUAUAUGGGGGUCUCAGUUGAGACUGUUCUCACCCAGGCGGCUUUCGGUUGGGAUGUUUGGGGUAUGUGGACCCAGGUCGUUGUUUGGUGUGUGUGGUGGCCGGCUUGGUUGAUUGGCUGCGUGUUGCUGGGGUCGUCGAUUUUCUGA